AUGAAGCUCCCCUCUCUCGUCACAGCGAGUCAAUUGACUUUUCCCCUAACAUUUCAAACCACGUCCCACACAACCAGCAAUACAGCCUCGCUGCUUUCAGCACAAUAUGGCACAACACUCAACGUCGACGUGACGUUCGCCAAUCAGACAUUCAAGCUUCUCGUCGACACAGGCAGCAGCGACACCUACGUCGUCAGAAAUGACUUCAUUUGCAUCAAUCAAACAACCAACCUUGAGAUCCCUCAAGCGGACUGCCAGCACGUCUCCCCAGGCGAGCGGGGUCAUGGCCUACGAAGACAUCACAUUAGCCGGUAUUACUGUCCCGGACAAGCCGUCGGAAUCGUCGACCACAGCAAUCCCAUGGGCGACGGCAUAAACAGCGGCGUGCUAGGCCUCGCCUAUCCCUCCCUCACCUCCGCACAUCCAGGAGGCCAUACCGACAAUACAACAUUUUGGUUCAAUCGUGAAUGCUACAGUCCCUUGUUCAACACCAUGUACGAACAGGGCCUUGUUUCAGAACCCUACUUCAGCAUUGCGCUCGCACACACGCCGCGAAACCUUUCUACGCCAACCUUCGGCGGGUACAUCACUUUGGGCGAUCUACCGCCGGUGGCGUAUGAUCCGAAAUUUGCCAGUGUUCCCGUAGAAAUUUUGGAAAACAUUCCGCCCGGUUUCACCUCUGGCAAGCGCACUCGAUCAUAUUGGGCUUUUACCGUGUCUGCUGUGACAUUUGGAUCCAUAACAAAAGUGGAUCUCACCACGAGCACGACCUCCAUAACUACCAACAGCAUGGAGUUCCAGGUAUUUACAGAUACCGGGAACGACUACAGCUAUCUGCCUGCUGUGGUUGCGGAUCCCAUCAAUGCCUUGUUCGAUCCGCCAGCUAUCUACAAUGAGACGCUGGGAGUUGCUGUCGUCAACUGUAAUGCACAACCACCGAUGUUUGGAGUACAAAUUGGAGACCAGACAUUCUAUCACGAUGGACAGGAUCUCAUUUAUCAGACCGGUGAUGGGUACUGUGUCUCAAGUUUAGUGGCGUCGGAGCGUGUGGCGUUUGAGGGCAUCAUGUUAAACAUUCUGGGUGUGCCGUUUUUGAAGAAUGUGGUGUCCGUUUACGAUUUCGGUAGAAAUGAGUUGCGAUUUGCGCAGAGGUCGGAUUAA
This is a messenger RNA of Penicillium mononematosum, 1161 nucleotides long. RefSeq names its product pepsin-like aspartic protease. The transcript has 2 exons. Bases 1 to 1161 code for a protein of 386 amino acids. The record is from RefSeq and is a predicted model, not a curated record. Gene Ontology annotation, molecular function: aspartic-type endopeptidase activity. NCBI's taxonomy places the organism in Eukaryota, Fungi, Ascomycota, Eurotiomycetes, Eurotiales, Aspergillaceae. Gene Ontology annotation, biological process: proteolysis. Gene Ontology annotation, cellular component: fungal-type vacuole.